CUUUGCUGGUCUGAGCUUGCUGUCGACGGCUGCCAUGAACUGAGGUCCAGCCAUGCCCGCCUGCCUUGGAGCCAACUGAGUGUGGACUGAAACCUCCAAAAACUGAACUACCAGGUACUGAGAUCCAGGGAAGGGGACCACCUACGAGGAGUUUGGGUGUCAGGCCACUCUGAACUGCCCUACUCCAAGGAGAGCCAGCCAUGACGGAGGAAGUGUGGGUGGGCACCUGGAGGCCCCAUAGGCCCCGGGGGCCCAUCAUGGCCCUCUACAGCAGCCCUGGCCCCAAGUACCUGAUUCCACCCACGACAGGCUUUGUGAAGCACACGCCCACCAAGUUGCGUGCUCCAGCCUAUAGCUUCCGUGGGGCCCCCAUGCUUCUGGCAGAGAACUGCUCCCCAGGACCCCGCUAUAGUGUGAACCCCAAGAUAUUAAGGACCGGCAAGGACCUUGGCCCUGCCUACUCCAUCCUGGGGCGCUACCACACCAAGACGAUGCGGACCCCUGGCCCAGGUGAUUAUUUUCCAGAGAAAUCUACUAAGCAUGUGUUUGACUCAGCACCCAGCCACUCCAUCUCUGCCCGGACAAAGACCUUCCGGAUAGACAGCACUCCAGGACCCGCUGCAUACAUGCUGCCGGUAGUGAUGGGACCACACACUGUGGGUAAGGCCUCCCAGCCCUCCUUCUCCAUCAAGGGCCGCAGCAAGAGGGGCAACUUCAGCGACGACCUGCACAAGACCCCAGGUCCUGCAGCAUACCGCCAGACAGAUGUGCAGGUGACCAAGUUCAAGGCUCCACAGUACACUAUGGCCGCCCGGGUAGAGCCUCCAGGAGACAAGACCCUCAAGCCAGGACCAGGAGCCCACAGCCCUGAGAAGGUGACCCUGCACAAGCCCUGUGCCCCCAUUGUCACCUUCGGCAUCAAGCACUCUGACUAUAUGACACCCUUGGUUGUUGAUGUGGAAUAGCCCCAGCCCCACAUCCUGCAGCCUGGAUCCAUCUCAUGCCUACAAGAUUCCCAGGGCAGAUGCAGGCUGACACCUCCUUCUGAGCAGAGCCACAGCAAGGGGACCCUGCAGGACAGAGCAUGCUUGUUUGGACAGUUGUGACAAGUUUCCUUUUUUAAGGUUAUUUUUUUCUAUGCUAUCUUCCCAAUUGCUAAUAUUGCUUCCUGUUGUGCCCAAAUUACUUAAUAAACCAUGGAUUUCAAUUAUAA
Cavia porcellus (domestic guinea pig) is the source of this 1213-nucleotide messenger RNA. RefSeq names its product ciliary microtubule associated protein 1A (gene Cimap1a). Bases 201 to 965 code for a protein of 254 amino acids. The record is from RefSeq and is a predicted model, not a curated record. Gene Ontology annotation, cellular component: cytoskeleton; outer dense fiber. NCBI's taxonomy places the organism in Eukaryota, Metazoa, Chordata, Mammalia, Rodentia, Caviidae. The transcript has 8 exons.